GGAUCUCGGUGUGCGGUGCUGUCAGACUGGUUGUGUCAGUGCGUGCGUAUGUGUAGUGUAGUGUGAUUGUCCUGUAGGCAUCCGUAUGCUGUCUUGUGUCCGUUUGUGGACGAGCUGGUAGUAGCUGCACUGGGUAACGUAGCUCCAGCCAUGAUGGGUGUUUCGCCGGGCUGCUGAUGGACGUCCGCUAUCGCCCUGCCGCGGAGCGGGUCGCCGGGGCUCGACAUGGAUCUUCACCUGCAGGUCGUUCUGACGACCGGCAUCAAGCGGAGGAAGCCGUGGCCGCGCUUCUGCUGGCUCGGCCUGGAGAAGGAGUCCGUGUUUCUGCUGGAUGACAACCGGAUCAGUGAGAUUAACAUGGCAACGGGGCGCACCAAGAAGCACAUCCCCAAACUUCAGCGCCUGCUGCCCAGCGUGGUCGUCAUGGCAACGUCCCAGAAUGGUGUGUGGUUGGCUGGACUGCUGCUCUCGGGGGAGAUGUUUCUCUGGAACAAGGACAGGGACUGCCUGAAGACAGCUGCCACAGUCCCAGUUAUUGCAGAGAUGGUUACUGCAGCUAAAGACAGCUCCGUGUGCCUCUCCUUGCUGGUGUCUGGAGACGGACGGCGAGCGCUGCUUGCUUCCCUGACGGGACAGGUCUUCCUCUGGGAAUGUACUGAGCGACGAGGCCUGCUGGGACCGCGGGAUGGAGCGCUUAGGGGCCGCUGGGCACACAUUCUUUUCCCCGAGACCGGCUCCAUGCCCUCACUGAGGGACAAAGAGGCAUGUCUGCGGAGUGUGUUCGUCCAGGGGGAGGUGCUCGGGGAUUGCUGCCUCUGUGCGUUCGCCUUCGCUUCGGGGCAUCAGCUGAACGUCACCCUGCUCAAGAUCUCCUGGGAGGAGGGUUCCGAGCGGCACCUCAGUGCGACGGGCUACAGCGUGCGCUGGGUCACCCAGCUGUACCCCCUGUCCAGCCUUUCACCUCCCUGCUGCCCCGUGAAGUCCAGGGGCGCCCUCGUGGCUGCGCUGUCCCCGGACGGCCUGGUGCUGGCUGUGGCCCUCAACCAGAGGGACCCCAAGUCCACUCAGGUCCUGUUUGUCAGCACCCAGAACCUCGUCUCUGUGCCCAGCAGCCUGGGUGGCUGUGGGAGCCGAAACCUGGCCAUCCCGCCCAAAUAUGUGAGGUCGUACUGGGUGGGGGACAUGAGCUGGAGCCCCGGGGGGCUCUUUCUGGCAUGUGUGCUGAAGAGGGGCUCCCUGCUGCUGCUGGCUCGGCUGGGGGGGCUGCUCACUCUGUCCACUUCGGGAUGCAGCGUCGAGUUUGGUCCCGCCCACUUCCUGCCCCUCCACCCACUGGUCACCUACAGGCCCCCCGUACCGCAGGACAGCUCCCUGUCCAGUUCCUGUGCCUCUGCUCGGGAUCUCCUGCGUCAGCGUUACUCCACCACCUGGCACCCGCGGCUGCCUUGUCUCAUCGUGUCCGACGGCUACACAGCCACUGUGUUGCAGCUGCCGCGGCAACCGUGCCCCGCCUCGCUCAUCAGCGCCUUCCUUCUGGAUGUGGCAGAAGCCCUGGAGCGCAUCCGCAGCGGGAUCACCGGCUCCCAGGGCAGCAGGCAGGUGGAGUCUGUGUCCACGUUGAAGCUGCUGUCCAGUUUGCAGACGGUCCAGCAGGGCAACACAUCCAGUCCUUCCCUGCCUCACAUCCUGCUGGAGAGCCAGGACACUCAGGAGCGGUGGACGCAGGGGGCAGGCGAAGAAGACUCGGAUGACGAAGGCAGUCAGUUCCCAGGCCCAAGAGUGGAGGCCGAAGGAAGACUGGAGUUCGCCUCCAUGUUCGAUACCCUUCACGCCCAGCCUAAUCGGUGCCAGGACCCCGAAGAAGAGCAGCCUGAGGACCCAACUCUGCUAGCUCAGCUGGACCGGGCCCAGAAAAACUUACUCACAGCGUGGGCGUUGGGUGUGUCACUAGGGGGCGCGGUGCAGCAGAGAGCCCGCUUGCUGAAACAUGCCGUCCACUGUGCAGUACGAUAUGCCACUCUCCUUAUCAUCUGCCCGCUUUCAGCAUCCAGCGGACUGAAGGGUGGUCAGAAGCCCUAUGCCAGUCGAGUUCUGCACCUUUUUGGGACUCUUCUCAGCCUGCUGGAAUGGGACAAGCCCCAUGUGGGCGGGGCCAGCUGUCUAGGGGUAGCAGUGGAGCUCACAAGACAAGUGGUCCGCCUGCUCCUCUCGCCUCUGUGCGGUUGUGCCGAGCCAUUCUCCCGCUCCCUCUCCACUGCCCUUCAAGCCCUCCGCAUGGCCUCACGGAGCUUGGACGAUACUUACUGGCUUUCCCAGAGAAACUGGUACACCCCAUCUGACCCCCGGGGGGUGCCUGUCCGGUCCGUCCCUGUCUCUGACGACUUCUCCGCCUCGUUGCUGCAUGAAGGAUUCUCACAGAAUGCCGAAUUCGCCAGUCUUCGGCCAUCCGACAGGUUGGUGAGCGUGUGGCAGGAGGUUUACCAAACGGCAUUGCAGUACCAGGCUGAGCUGCGCUCCCAGAAAAAUCACAGCGACUUCGAGACAGAGCAGGGUUUUGUCGCUGACGUCCUGUCCCAGGCCCAGUGCGCUCUGCAGAGGUCUGGAGCCCGGCUAGAUGUCGGACCCGUGCUGCACGGCGUCACAGGCGAGCAGCGCUUCCUCUACGGCUUGUACGCAGAGAGUGCCCAGGAGUGGGCUGCCGAGCUGUCGCCACAACAGGAGAAAGCUGGACCGCGAACCCGCUUCCUGCAGACCCGCUACUGCCUGGCUCUGCUUUACGGAUUGCUCUUUCAGUACCGGCUCCGGGAGGCCCAGGGUUUCUGUGACUGUCUGGCUAAGCAGCUGCUCUGCAUAGCAGGACUGGAGGUGGAGGACAGGGUCCAGACAAGCGCUACAGGUGGAGAAGGUCUCGCUGGUCAGAAGAUGUUGGCACAGAUGACCCGUGAGGCCAUCUACCCAGUACUUCAAUCAAUGGGCCGGUUCAUGGCUUCCUACUUCACUAACCAGCCGCUGGUCAUCCUGCCCCCCCACAACGUUACAGUUCUACCCCCUCUGCACCUGCCCCCAGCCCCUGGACAGCGCCUGCUCGUCUUGUCUCGACACUCCGUUACGGAAGCCCUGCGGAGACAGCAGCUGUCGGAGCUGUGGACAGUGGGCUAUGCGCUCGAUUUGCUACUGCUUGUCGGGCUUGUUCCUGAGGCCGCGUGGUUCGCCCGAAACCUGGGAGACUGGAAAACAGCUGCUGCUUUGGGCCUGGCCUACACCAGCUUUUGCAGGGACCAUGUGUUCCUCACGGGGAUGAAGUGGAAAGAGCUGCACCUGCCAUCAGACCUUCAACCUGAUCACAUUUUCCAGGACCGGCUGGAGUCGCUACUCCAGAGCAAUACGCAUGACUGCAUGGAUGAGGAGGACGAGGUGCUGCUGUACAGCUUGGUGCAAGAUCUCUUCCGUGCCUCGGCCAUGGCCCAGCUGGAUGUGUUGUCACGGCCUUUGCGACAGCUACUGGACUGCGCCAAGGGGCUGGCAUCUCACCUAACAGGGCUCGUGCCACAUGGGGUGUACCUCCCUGCCCCGCCGCUGUACUGUCCUCAGCCUGCCAUGGACACCAGGGGACAUUUAGAGAAUGCAGCGCUGUCCUCAGAGCAGGUGUCUCGCCAGAAGGUGUCCAGAGCCCUUCAAAGGGCACUGCUGCUACUGAGAGCAGCCCGCUGCUCCCGCCCGGCCGCACAUUGGUACAUAACCAAGCUGCGUCGCUGCCGUAAGCUCUUAAAGAAGAUUCGUCUGAAGGGUCCCCAUCCCAUGGUGAAAUCCUUUCCAGAUGGUCUCAUGAAGUUUUUCUCUCGUAAUGGCUUCUUCACACCAAGACCCCACGGAGAUGGACUCAAAGAUUCAGCCACGAUACAGGCUAUAACAUGCUUCAGGGAAUUGUGCGGGCUUUGCUGGAUGCUGCAUGUUCGGGAUCAGCUGUCAGUCUGCUGCAGGAAGUACCAGGCUGCAAGGAAUGAUGGGGGAGAAUCACAGGUGGUCUCAUGCUGUGAGGAAGCCCUACGAUGGGCAUGUCGUCUCCUGCCAUUCUCUCACUUCCUGAAUGCACAGGAAGUCCUGCAGGAUGUGGUGCUCAGUCUGGUGUCAGCGCUGCCCCCAUGUCCCAUGGUGGCCCAGGUGCUUGCCCAGGCCUUCCCAGAGGAAGAGGAGUCAGUGCGGGUCCCCCUGAGGGAAAAGUACAACUCCCUGCUCCAGCGACUGAACCAGUGCCAUCUUCCCAUCUCAGAGCAGGGUAUUGCGGAUGGAGAGAGCAAGAUAAUAAGAGUUCUGAUCCAGGAAGAGCUGCACUGGAGGCGGCAGGAGCAGCGGUUUGUUGCCAAGCACCUUGCUCCAUUGCAAUUGCACUUGUGGGAAAGGGAGGUGGAGGAAGAGGAAGGACAUGUUGUGCUCAAUCGGCUCUCGCCAGGGACUAGUCUGAGCUGCAGCACGUUGACAGACUGUGGGAGCUCCCUGAUGUACAGCGAUGCAGACACAGCUGAUACAACCUUUGAUCAUCUCUGUCCCGAUCAUCAAGGCAAGAGCAUGCACAGCAUGACCCCGGUGGCAGCUGAGCCCGAUAAGCUGGAUAGGGUCACAGAGGGUCAUGGCAAGCUGGGGCCAGGAGCAAGAAGGCAGGGCAAAGGUACAGAGCCCACUGCUGAGACACCAGACAGCCUAGCCCUGCCUUUUGUCGGCACUUGGGAGUUUGAGUUGGAUGAUGAGGAGUACCUGAUCUUCUUGGAGCUCUUCCUGAGCUACAUACUAGAGAAGGAUUGUAUGGAGGACGAUUCAGAUCUCCCUCUUCUAAGCAGUUUCACAUUAGAACUGCAUGAGAAGGAACUGCACUCUCUGGCUUAUGAGGUGAUGACGACAUUCCGGCAACGGUGGGACCACAAUAGGCUGGCCUUGAGGAAGGGGAGCGAUGCACCAGUUGUGUUCCGACCUGGUCACUACUAUGAGCUGAUAUCAGACUUCCCAGAUGCACCUUCCUCUCCAGUCCGUAGCCAUUCUCAGACUCAAAGUGGUGGUGGAGGACGCUCAGUCCAUCAUUUUCCUGGCCUCCAUGGAGGAAGAACCCAGGGUUUGUUUGGCUGCCAACGCCAGGCCACCCAAGUUGUCCCACCUCCCAUCCAAGAUGAACAGUCUAUUUAUGAAGGCUGCCACAGCCAGAACUCCAUGCAAUGGGGAUCAGAAUCUGUCCAGUGGCUCUUCAGAACCCAUCCAGAUGUUCAUGCUUUGGAUCUGUGCCAGGACCUUGACCCUCAGCUGGAGGCUGAGUUCCAGGGUCUAAGCCAACUUUUGGAGUGGAUGUUGCGCUGGUCCGACAGGAAGGUGCUGAUUACCCAUCCUUUCCGAAAGAAGGAGAUCACAGCCGUUGGGACCACUGAUAAGGUGUUCAUUAGAGCCAAGACCUCAACCCCAGCUGUCCUCACAGCCCUCAAGCUUAUGGCAUGCAGAUACAGUGCCACCAUUAUGGUAGAAGACAGGCAGUGCACACACUUCAAGGUCCCAGUAAUGGAUUCAGCAGUUGCAUCAGUGCUACUGCCAGAGAGCAAGUGGAGGCCAGAAAGGGAGAGCAGUGUGGACACAGGGUACCCGGCUUCAACUGCGACCCCACUUCAUCAGCCUGAUGAGGAUACUGAGCGCAGUGGUUCUUCUCACAUUUCUGUGAUGGAGAAAGGGGACUCAAAGGUGGACUUGGAUGGAGAGCAAUAUGCCUCAAACCAGUACAAUCAUGAUGUGGUGACCCCUAACUUUGUUAAAGCCGAGAAAUUUGAGAGGCUGCUAGAAAAGGAAGUGUUAGAGCUCCACAUUGAGCACACUGAACAGGAGGCAGCCCUAGGUGGUGGAUUGAUGCUCUGUGAUGAUUCAAAUAGCAGCAGUACGGUGUCCUCCUCAUCAUCCUCUACCUCAAUCCCCAAUCCUAACAUCUCCAUUAACAUCAGCCUCGCCAGGCCUCCUUCACCCCAAGACCAGACUCUGUCCCUGUCAGACCUGCACAGUCAGACCCCAGGUUCAAUGAAAGCAGCUUGGGCUGAAGAGUCAGAAACACCAGGACUUUCCAGUAGGCCAUGCAGAGCAUCAGCUGAUACAAAGACCAGCAGACUGACAGCAAUAGAGCAUCCUCCGGCACCUGAACCCAUUCUGUCCCCGAAGCCCCAGUCACUCCUCACAGCAGGACCUCAGCCAGGAAAUCCAGUUGAGCAAUCUUAUAGCAGUGUUUCCCAGCAGGGCAGAGCCUCUGACACACAGCCUCCUGUGGCGCAGCUGGAUCCUGCGAGGCAGCUCCUGCAGGACGAGCUAUUCCGACUGGUGCAGUUACAGCAGAUCAACUUUAUGGGCCUCAUGCAGAUUGUUGGCACCUCCUUUGCCAGAAUGCCUCUUGCCCAGCCUAACUUGCCUCUUUUGUCCCAAGCAAAUAUACCUGUGUCCCAAGCCAACCUGCCUUUUACCCAGGCUCACCUACCCCUUUUGUCCCAGGCAACCAUACCUGCCUCACAGGACAGCUUGCAGCCCUCUCAGGUUAACAUGCCACUGUUGUACCAGCCAACAGUGCCAGCUUCCCAAACCAGUGUCCCCAAGUCUGAACCUAACCUGCCAGUGUCUCAGUCCAAUUUACCACUGUCCCAAACCAACAUCUAUACUCAUAAUCUGUCCCCCUCUCAACUCAACAUGCAUCCCCCGCAACCAAGCCUACCGCUAUUGCAACAGCAGAAUGUACCCUUAUCCCAGCCCAACUUGACUGUCCUCCAGCCAGGUAUCCAGAGCAUUUCUGAGGCCAAGGCUGUGGAUCAGCAGCUGAUGAAAGAGGUCCAAAACAGUGGGAACAGUAUAAAGCUCAUGGCUCAGCCAGAGUGGUCCCACACUGGUCAGGCAGACCAGCAGGGCUUCAUACCUUCCUCCGCUGGGCUUCUCGGCACUGUUGGCAGCUGCUCCCAUGAAGUUGUAGCUGAUGCCGCUGGCCUUCCACCGGCACCAAACAGCGACCGGUUGUGGGAAACGCCGCACCCUACCCGUCAAGAAACUGGGAUACCCCCUGUGUCUGGGCUUAGGCUGCUCCAGCUCCAUGCCCCUCAUUUGCCCUUGCUUUGCCCUCAACGCCAAGGGACUUUUCCACCUGGAUUUUCACCCAGUCUGUCAUGGCCUCAUUGUGUGAGGGAGGCAUGGGUACAACACACUGAACCACCAACUCCACCUCCUCCCCCAUUGCAUGGCUGCCAAGUCCAAGUCCAGCAAGAACCUGCAGCCCCCAGACUCUUCCAGUACAUCCCUUCAGACCAAGUGCUUCAGAAUAUGCAGCCCAAGUCUACGCAAUCUGGGGUAGAAAUAGAAGGAGCAAGGGGCACCACCUCCUUCCCAAAGAAAAAUAGAUAUCCCCCGCCAAAUGGCCUCCCCUUGCUGCGUUUCCACCCUGAAUCUCGUCAACCCCCCAUCUUCUUCCCUGCUCCACCCGUGACCAGUAGCCGAGGAAUUCAGCUGCUGCAGAAAGACUCUGAGCCACUGAGGAAGGUCCAGCCCCCUACCUCUUCACCGCUGCCCACCUCCUGCCUCAUUCCUCUGGAGGAGCUGACAAGAGGACAGUCAGCAGGAGGUGGGCCGCUCCACCUCCUCUCUGCAGAUAUUCGCACUCACACCACCAGCACAGCCAUCAGUUCUGCUAAAAGGAAGAAGAGGAGGGAAGACAAGAAGAAGGAGGAUGGCAAUCUGAUUGUUACCUUCAGGGCAGAGGAGUCCAUUGUCCCACCAGUGGAGGUCAAAGAGGAGGCUCAAUCUGAACCUGUGCUGGACCAGGGAGGUGUCACCUCUGCCAGGCUGUCCCAGCCUGUGCUGUCCAGCCAGGAUCUGCUGACCAGGGCUUGGUCAACUGCAGCUGAGCUCCACGCCUUUGCCUCCUUACAGAAGAAGCCCCCAGUGGUCCACGACGUGUGCACCAACACUGACCCUGCUUGUCCUCCGUCACUCGCAGAAAAAGCCAUCUCCGCUCAUCUUCCCACUUCUCCUAGAUUUGCUCCAGGAGAUGGUGAACGUCAGCUAGAAGCCAACAUUCUGCCUCCUGACAUAUUCCUGGACCUUCGGUUUCCUCGAGACACCCCCUCCCAGGGCUCGAAGACCCUAGUGGACCCUAUGCCAGAAGUGGAGGCGGGCGUACUGGGACGAGGCUUCAUCAAUGUGAUCGAUCUAGAGGAUUCAGCUUUGCUGCAGGACCUUCCACCUCUCCAAACUUUACCAGAUCCCCUGCCGCAAAGAUCCCUUUCAACGCCAACCUCUGCUCAGCUCCAUCUUCUUGCUUCUACUGUCUCUACCUCCGCUCCGGAAGUGUCGCUUGGCCCACAACCCUCAGUCUCAAAGACCCCGCCCAACGAAGGGGUUCCUGUUGAGCCGAGUCCUCCGGCAGUGCUGCAGUCUGUGGCCGUUCUUUCGGAGCCCUUGGGGGACACGGUGACUGUCAGGAUGCUGCAGGACAGGCAGGAGCGGCGUCACGUAGCCCGGGGGUCACGAUUCAAGGACCAGGUCUCUGCCCGUCUGUCAGAAAUGGAUGCUCAAGUAGAAGCGCUCCAGCGCAUCGCUGACCACAUGGACCAGGAAUUUGCCAACACUAGGAUGCUGGUGAGGACAAUAGACUCUUUGGCCCCGGUGACCUUUGCGCCUAAUGCGGAACCCAAGCAACACUCCAGCAGAAGUGUCGAUGUGGAGGUUAUAGAUGAAGUCUCCCGACUGUGCCCGACAUCUGGACUAGUGGACCUGCCGGAGGAAGAAAAGGGUGAAGAAACUGAGGAUGAAAUAAUUGCAGCUUCUCCAGCUGCUGUUAUCCCUCCUAGUGAGAGAGCGCACUCUUCCACAUCGCCACCCUCCGCUGCUGCUUCGGAAAAACUCCCGCUCCUGCUGCACUCCACACCAGAUGAGAAAGCACAACUGACACCAUCUGAAGGCCUUCAGGAUGCUGCGACUGCAGAAUCUGCGAGGUGUGAGGUGGACUCACUGGAGCUCACGGGGCUGAGUGAUGUGGCUGACAUCCUUGGGCAGCUGGUGCAGGAUAAGAUCUUAUCUGCUACGGAGCUGGGACUCUCCCAGACACAGGCAGCCAGACUAAGGAGGAAGGGGUUGCAGCAAACUCAGAAGGCGCAGGAGCGGCUGGAGGUGCAGGCGUGGAUGAAGAAGAAACGGAGGGAGCGUCUGGCAGAGUACCGCAGACAAAGGGAAGAAAAGACGCAGCGGGAGCAUAAGCCCUUUAGAUCUACUGCCACACUGAAACCCACAUCUAAAGAUCUUGCACUCAGCAGGAAAAUGAAGGAAGAAAAGGACAAGAUGAGCCUCCAGGAGCACCACGGCCAGAGGGCUCAGGAGGCCUGCAACUUGAUGGCAGAGUUACUUGCAGCACCGCUGUCGCUACCCAGGGCUCCUCCGGCAACCCCCAUAUUCCUGCAGCCUCCAUCCACAUCGUCGUCGGCUCCACCCAGCAAGCACCCCGCAGCUCUCAGGAGUGCCCUCGGUGGAUCCAGGGUGGGGCAGCGAAACCGGAGUCAGUCUUCAGAGCGAACAGGGAGGAGCCCAAAGUUGCAGACAGGAGCCCCGCGCUCACUCUCUUCCCCAGGAAGAGUGCUGGGAGACCAGGGGGCGUUGAGCCGCAGGCUGGGACUCCAUCGGCCUGCAAGGGCUCUCCCAGGUGACCGUCUCUCCCAGGUGACCCGGCGGGGCAUGCUGGCAAAGACAAGGAGCACGGCUGGCCAGCAGGGCACGGCCAACGUCCAAAGAGUGCAUGCAAAGGAGCCGGUACCUGUGAGGACAGGUCUGCAAGAGAAGGACUGGAGCAGUGAUAUGGACAAGACGGAGGAGAGAGAUGUGGUCAGUCCCUGGGAUCCACCUUCCGAGAUCUGCCAGUUGCUGGGACUGAAAAAACAGGACUGGGGGCAGGAGCUGUGGGAUGACAGCAGGGAGGUGGCGAGGAGUCCUCCUGGAACCGAGCUGGAUGCCUUGUCUGAAAGUACAGGAAGCAUCCUCAGCAAACUGGACUGGAAUGCCAUCGAGAGCAUGGUGGCAGGAGAAGGCAGGAGAGGAGUGUGACACACACACACACACAAAAGAGGACUUUGACUGAGGGACGAGUCACAGGACAUACUCAGGACAUAUCAGCGAGGGGUCAGCUAUUCUCUUUCUGUGUGAAAGCAAUUCAGAGCCAAAGACAGGACAUGUUCUACAGCCUGCUGCUUUGGAACGGUUCAUGCGAAACUGAGAUGAGAGCAUUAAUACAUGUA
Scleropages formosus (Asian bonytongue) is the source of this 10277-nucleotide messenger RNA. RefSeq names its product ciliogenesis and planar polarity effector 1 (gene cplane1). Gene Ontology annotation, cellular component: ciliary transition zone. The record is from RefSeq and is a predicted model, not a curated record. The transcript is spliced from 53 exons. Gene Ontology annotation, biological process: cilium assembly. Gene Ontology annotation, molecular function: protein binding. Bases 226 to 10086 code for a protein of 3286 amino acids. NCBI's taxonomy places the organism in Eukaryota, Metazoa, Chordata, Actinopteri, Osteoglossiformes, Osteoglossidae.